GAGGAUCGGGGACCCGCUGAUCUUCCAGCUCCCCUCACCCAACGUCGUGCACGCUACAGAGAGACCUUUCUGUCCUUCAUGAACACACGUGUGGUAGACAGAUGACUGUCCCCUACCCCGUGCUGCUGUAGGGGCUCCAGACCUGGGACUGUCCAGGAGGGAGAAGAUGGACUCCAAGGAUGAGAGCGCACACGUGUGGCCAACGUCCGCCGAGCAUGGACAGAAUGCUGCGCAGGUACACUUCGUUCCUGAUGCUGGAACUGUGGCUCAGAUCGUCUAUGCCGAUGACCAGGUUCGCCCGCCCCAGCAGGUGGUGUACACAGCAGAUGGUGCCUCCUACACUUCAGUGGAUGGGCCGGAGCACACACUGGUGUACAUCCACCCUGUGGAAGCUGCACAGACUCUGUUUACAGACUCAGGCCAGGUAGCUUAUGUCCAGCAGGACGCCACAGGUCAGCAGGCCCCGCUGCCGGUCCAUAACCAGGUGCUACCUUCGAUCGAGAGUGUGGAUGGUUCCGACCCUCUGGCGACUCUGCAGACCCCUAUAGGGAGACUGGAGGCAAAAGAAGAAGAGGAUGAAGAUGAGGAUGAGGACACGGAGGACGACGAGGAGGAAGACGGUGACGACACAGACCUGGACGACUGGGAGCCAGACCCGCCCCGGCCCUUUGACCCGCAUGACUUAUGGUGUGAGGAGUGUAAUAACGCACAUUCUUCAGUGUGCCCGAAGCAUGGCCCCUUGCAUCCCAUCCCCAACCGGCCUGUGCUCACCCGAGCCAGAGCCAGCCUCCCUCUGGUUCUCUACAUAGACAGGUUCCUCGGAGGAGUGUUCUCCAAAAGGCGCAUUCCCAAGCGCACGCAGUUUGGCCCCGUGGAGGGCCCCCUCGUGCGGGGGUCCGAGCUGAAAGACUGUUACAUUCAUCUGAAGGUUUCUCUUGAUAAAGGGGACAGAAAAGAUAGGGAUUUGCAUGAAGACCUAUGGUUUGAGCUGUCUGAUGAGACCCUGUGUAACUGGAUGAUGUUUGUACGCCCAGCCCAGAAUCACCUGGAGCAGAACCUGGUGGCUUACCAGUACGGCCACCAUGUGUAUUACACGACGAUAAAGAACGUGGAGCCCAAGCAGGAGCUGAAGGUGUGGUACGCUGCCUCCUAUGCUGAGUUCGUGAACCAGAAAAUUCAUGACAUUUCUGAGGAAGAAAGGAAAGUUCUUCGAGAGCAAGAGAAGAAUUGGCCCUGCUAUGAAUGCAACCGCCGAUUUAUAAGCUCGGAGCAGCUGCAGCAGCAUCUUAAUUCUCAUGAUGAGAAACUGGAUGUGUUUAGCAGAACGAGAGGCAGAGGAAGAGGACGAGGCAAGAGGCGCUUUGGUCCAGGUCGACGUCCAGGGCGGCCUCCAAAAUUUAUCCGCCUGGAAAUAACCAGUGAAAAUGGGGAAAAGAGUGACGAUGGGACACAGGACUUGCUGCAUUUUCCCAUAAAGGAACAGUUUGAUGAGGCUGAACCAGCUACUCUGAACGGGUUGGAUCCCCCAGAGCAGAGCAGCAUCCCAAUCCCUCAGCUGCCGCAGGACUCGCAGUCUUCCCUGGACCCUGAGCCGGAAACCCACACGCUGCACGUGCAGCCGCAGCACGAGGAGAGCGCGGUGCCUGCCCCGAGCGCGCUGACCGCUGACGACAUGCGCAGAGCCAAGCGCAUCCGGAAUGCAGCUCUUCAGCAUCUGUUUAUUCGGAAGUCCUUCCGGCCUUUUAAAUGUUUGCAGUGUGGGAAGGCCUUCCGUGAAAAGGACAAACUAGACCAGCACUUACGCUUCCACGGGCGGGAAGGGAACUGCCCGCUGACCUGCGACCUCUGCAACAAGGGCUUCAUCAGCAGCGCGUCUCUGGAGAGCCACAUGAAGCUCCACUCCGACCAGAAGACCUACUCUUGCAUUUUUUGCCCAGAAUCCUUUGACCGCCUUGAUUUGUUGAAAGAUCAUGUGGCCAUUCAUAUUAACGAUGGCUACUUCACCUGCCCAACUUGUAAGAAACGGUUCCCAGAUUUUAUCCAGGUGAAAAAACACGUGCGCAGUUUCCACUCAGAAAAGAUCUAUCAGUGCACAGAGUGUGACAAGGCCUUCUGCCGCCCCGACAAACUGCGACUGCACAUGCUCAGGCAUUCGGACCGCAAAGACUUCCUGUGUUCCACCUGCGGGAAACAAUUUAAGAGAAAAGACAAGCUGCGGGAACACAUGCAGAGGAUGCACAACCCUGAGAGGGAGGCCAAGAAAGCCGACCGCAUCAGCCGCUCCAAGACCUUCAAGCCUCGCGUCACGUCCACAGACUACGACAGCUUCACCUUCAAGUGCCGCCUGUGCAUGAUGGGCUUCCGGCGGCGCGGCAUGCUGGUGAAUCACUUAUCAAAGAGACACCCAGAUAUGAAGAUAGAAGAGGUGCCAGAGUUAACUCUACCCAUCAUAAAGCCCAACCGGGACUACUUCUGUCAGUAUUGUGAUAAGGUUUAUAAAAGUGCCAGCAAGCGUAAAGCUCAUAUUCUGAAGAACCACCCAGGAGCUGAGCUCCCACCAAGCAUUCGGAAGCUCCGCCCUGCUGGUCCUGGGGAGCCAGAUCCCAUGCUGAGCACCCACACCCAGCUGACAGGGACCAUCGCCACCCCGCCCGUCUGCUGCCCCCACUGCUCCAAGCAGUACAGCAGCAAGACUAAGAUGGUCCAACACAUUCGGAAGAAGCAUCCAGAGUAUGCCCAGCUCCCUAACACCAUACACACACCCUUGACAACUGCUGUGAUCAGUGCUGCCCCAGCUGUUCUAACCACAGACAGUGCCACUGGAGAGACCGUGGUGACAACAGACCUGCUCACCCAAGCAAUGACAGAACUGUCCCAGACCUUAACAACGGAUUACCGAACGCCACAAGGGGACUACCAGAGAAUUCAGUACAUCCCUGUGUCGCAGUCGGCCUCUGGUCUGCAGCAGCCGCAGCACAUACAGCUCCAAGUGGUGCAGGUGGCCCCGGCCACUUCCCCACACCAGUCUCAGCAGUCCACGGUGGAUGUUGGGCAGCUCCACGACCCUCAGGCCUACACCCAACACGCCAUCCAGGUGCAGCACAUCCAGGUCAGCGAGGCCACGGCCUCAGCCCCGCCAUCAUCCCAGGUAGCUGGGCAGCCCUUGAGCCCCUCUGCCCAGCAGUCCCAGCAGGGCCUCAGCCCCUCUCACAUGCAGGGCGGUUCUUCUGCACAGGGGCAGGCCCUGCAGCCCCAGCCGCAGCAGAACUCCUCCGUGCAGCACUCGUACCUGCCCAGCGCUUGGAAUUCCUUCCGGGGCUACUCAUCUGAGAUCCAAAUGAUGACACUUCCCCCAGGUCAGUUUGUGAUUACAGAUAGUGGUGUGGCGACCCCAGUUACCACGGGCCAAGUAAAGGCAGUGACUCCGGGUCAUUAUGUUUUAUCAGAAAGUCAGCCAGAAUUGGAGGAAAAGCAAACGUCUGCUCUCGCCAGUGGAGUCCAGGUUCAGCCAUCUGCGCACAAUGACUCCUUGGACUCCCAGACCACCAGCCAACAACAGACCACACAGUACAUCAUCACCACCACCACCAACGGGAACGGAAGCAGCGAGGUGCACAUCACCAAGCCGUGACCUGGCUCCUCCAGCUAGAAUCAAGCAGCCCCAUCAUGUCUUUUCUCACUCAUAAAUCUGAAAGCUUACGACAUUUACAACUCUUUUUUAAAGAUUUAUUACUCACUCAAGAGUUUGGAAACUACCGUUUCGGCACUCAUACACCGACUGGGGUUUAUUUCGCCAAGGUCAUCUUUACCAAAUUGACUCUUCCGACCCUAAAGGUUUUUGCCAUGGAAUGGAGAUCUUUGAGGGGAAAGUAGAUUUCAGGAUGGAGAAACUUUGCCUUGCUCUUGUUUUUGUUUUUGUUUUUUUUUAACACACAAAAAAAACAUUGGUAAGCCUUACUUUUCCUUUGUGGAAAUAUUAAGCGGCAUAUUGUGUUCGUACCAAAGGUGGAGAAAGGAUGUGCCAAGUCCAUGGUUACUGGACUCCUUCAUUCCAAGCCAUGGCACCAAAGGAGAAGGGACAUUUUAUGGGCGUGUGUUAGGUCAGAACUGCUUUCUCUUGUGAGUUUGACUUUUUAGUCUAACAAAGGGAUCCUACUGAAGGAGGAAAUAAAAAUGAUGAAAUAAAAG
Molecule: messenger RNA, 4188 nt
Organism: Otolemur garnettii (small-eared galago)
Lineage: Eukaryota; Metazoa; Chordata; Mammalia; Primates; Galagidae
Gene: PRDM10
Product: PR/SET domain 10
Exons: 21
Coding region: 167-3631 (1154 amino acids)
Cellular component (GO): nucleus
Molecular function (GO): protein binding
Source: RefSeq, a predicted model, not a curated record